Messenger RNA from Cydia amplana, 3794 nucleotides. RefSeq names its product alpha-mannosidase 2 (gene alpha-Man-IIa). Gene Ontology annotation, cellular component: Golgi membrane. The coding region runs from base 193 to 3738 and encodes 1181 amino acids. The transcript is spliced from 22 exons. NCBI's taxonomy places the organism in Eukaryota, Metazoa, Arthropoda, Insecta, Lepidoptera, Tortricidae. Gene Ontology annotation, biological process: mannose metabolic process; protein deglycosylation; N-glycan processing. Gene Ontology annotation, molecular function: alpha-mannosidase activity; carbohydrate binding. The record is from RefSeq and is a predicted model, not a curated record.
GUUGUGUCGAGUGGACGAUAGAUUAUUUGGCUCGAUUCUUGCUUUAUUUUUAUUGCAAUGAAAUAAGAAUAUCAUUCAAGGUGUAAGUCUAAAGUAUCGUUAAUACAAAGCCUUUAAAAUGUAAAUGUGUCUUUGUAGUUAAGUGUACAGAUCAAGUAAUCUUCAAAGAGUGUAUAGUGCAGUAAAUAGUUCAUGAUGAGUAUCAGGCGGCUGUCAACUGUGUUCUGGGCUACAUGCAUCAUGGCGUUCAUCUUCAUCCUGUAUGUGGUGACGGACCUGAGCUUCAAGCUGCCGAGCAUCAAGCCAGCUAUGCAGGAACUUGAUGAUAGCAAAUGGUCCAUGUUUGAAUCGAAACUCCGCCACAUAGAGGAUGAACUAAACCAGCACCAUGCGGUAGUCGGUGAAAUCAAAUCAGCCAUCGAUCAAAUUGGGGAACAUCCGGAGCUUAUCCAGCGUGUUGACCCACAGGAAAACGUUCUGCAAAUACCGAAGCAUAGCGGAAAUGAAGUGCAAGUGCCGAAACAUUUGGCAAAGGAUAGAGAGAUGAAAGAGUUUAAGGCGGUGGUCGCUGAGCCGCCUAAGAUGAGGCCGAAGUUGAAUGAGUCUGGCUGCCCCAUACAGAAGCAUGUCACGCCAAAAACGGAUGUACAGAUGUUAUCAAUGUACGAUAGAAUAAUAUUCGACAACGAGGACGGUGGUGUGUGGAAGCAGGGCUGGAAGAUCGAGUACGACGACAAGCAGUGGAGCCAGAAGAACAAGCUGAAAGUGUACAUCGUGCCGCACUCACAUAACGAUCCAGGGUGGCUGAAAACCUUCGAGAACUAUUACAAGACGCAGACCCGCGCGAUAUUCACCAACAUGGUAGAAAAGAUGGCGGCCGGUAUCGGCCGGAAGUUCAUCUGGGCGGAAACCAGUUACCUUGCGAUGUGGUGGGACACCGACGCGUCAGAUAAGGAGAAGGAUAUAUUUAGGGGCCUCCUAAAAUCCGGCCAAGUCGAGAUCGUGACCGGCGGUUGGGUGAUGAACGACGAAGCAAACUCCCAUUGGUUGUCCAUAAUCCAGCAGCUCACCACGGGCCACCAGUGGUUGCUAGGCAACCUUAACUACACGCCGAGAAACGCGUGGUCCAUAGACCCGUUCGGCUAUUCGAGUGCGCAACCAUAUCUGCUCAAGUUGGCUGGGUUUGAGAACUCUAUUAUACAGAGAGUGCAUUAUAGGGUGAAGAAGGAGUUGGCCUUGAAUAGGCAGUUGGAGUUUAAAUGGAGGCAGUUGUGGGAUGGUGUCGGUAAGACUGAUAUGUUUACACACAUGAUGCCAUUCUACUCGUACGACGUUCCUCAUUCCUGUGGACCUGAUCCCAAGAUUUGCUGCCAGUUCGAUUUCAAACGUCUACCAGGAAACGGCGUGACUUGCCCGUGGGGUACGGCGCCAAGAAAGAUUAUACAAAAGAACGUCCAUGAGAGGUCGCAACUGAUUCUCGACCAGUGGCGGAAGAAGGCGCAGCUCUACCGCAGUAACGUAGUAAUGUUCCCACUGGGUGACGAUUUCCGUUACGACCGCUCCAACGAGUGGGACAACCAGUACCAGAACUACGAGAUGAUCAUAGACUAUAUUAAUAAUAACGAGGCAUGGAACGCAGAGAUACAAUUCGGAACUCUCCAAGACUAUUUCAAGGCUUUGCACGAAGAGAUGAAGUUGUCGGACUUCCCCGUACUCUCUGGGGAUUUCUUCACGUAUGCGGAUAGGAAUGAGCACUACUGGAGCGGGUACUACACGUCGAGGCCCUUCUAUAAGAACAUGGACCGCGUCUUGUUAGCUUACGUUAGGGCAGCUGACAUAAUCACGUCUCAGGCGAUAUCAUCAAACUCAGUCACUUAUAUAAUGUCGCUGAGUUUAAAAGACAAGGUGGAGGCUGCGCGUCGUGCGCUGGCGCUGUUCCAGCACCACGACGGAGUAACUGGAACCUCGAGGGAUGAAGUGCGCGCUGAUUAUGCCGCCAAAAUGCUCACAGCCAUCAAAUACAGCCAGUCCGCCAUCCAACAAGCGGCCUACUUCCUACUCAAACAGCCCGAUAUCCUCGACCAAACUCAAGAAGACGUGUUCUUCGAUGUGGACGACAUCUGGCGGCAAAAGGACGAGAUUCCGUCCAGGAUCACUAUGACCUUGGACCCGCUGUCGUCUUCGAGACGGGUGCUGCUGUAUAACUCGCUGACGUUUAGACGACAGCAGAUAUUGACUCUGUUUGUUUCUACGCCGCAUGUUGAGGUAUUCGAUCCGGAAGGGAAACCAAUAAUGGCACAAGUGUCACCAGUAGUAUCGGGCGAGAAGCGGCUGGCAUUCGCCGCGAACAAGUUCCAACUGUCCUUCCCUGCUACUGUGGAACCUUUAGCCAUUACUACCUACACCGUGUCGCUACGGGACACCACUAGUAUUAACAAAUACACAGCCUUCUCGCGCGUGCGCGUGUAUAACGCGGACUACUGGAACAUCGACCUGCCAAAGAUAUUCGCCAUCGACCAACCCACCGCGCGUCUCAGCGAAGACGUCGCGCUCCAGGCAGGCAACGGGACGAGAGUGGUCUCCAACAUGAAUGGACUGAUUAAGGCGUUAGUGACGCCUAAUGGGGAAACUGUGCCUGUCCAUAUGGACUUUGUACAAUACGACUCCAUGCAAGCACCAGACAAUAACAGCGGAGCCUAUCUCUUCAUCCCGUCCAAGCCAGGGACCGUGUUCCGUACGGACGCUUUCCCCGAACUGGUCAUUACUGAAGGACCAUUCAAAGCCACGCUUUACACCGGCCUAAAUGGACCUAAUUCUGCUGAGAUCGUGUUGGCAAUCUCCGUGUUCGACAACCCAUCGCUACCGCAGACUGAAGUGGAGAUCUCCAACACGUUCCUGAUCGACCCGCAGGUGAACGACCUCGAGCUGGCCAUGCGAUUCUCGACCGCCAUCAAGAACAAGGACACCUUCUAUACGGACCUUAAUGGCAUGCAGAUGAUUAAACGUCGCUACUUCGAGAAACUGCCCCUCCAAGCUAACUUCUACCCGCUACCAGCUGCCACAUACAUCGAGGACUCGGACGCGCGCCUGACGCUGCUCACGUCGACGCCGCUCGGCAUGGCCGCAUUACAACCAGGACAGCUAGAGGUUAUGCAAGACCGCCGUCUGAGCAAAGACGACAACCGGGGAAUGAACCAAGGCGUGCUCGACAACGUGCGGACAAGACACACCUUCCGCCUCAUAUAUGAGAAGGCCAACAGCCCUUGCCAGCAAAAGCAUUCCCCUGACCACCCAAGUGGUCAGCUGACCGUGGGCGCGCACGUGUCGUCGCAGACGCUGCUACACCCGCUGGUUUGCAUGCAGUACUCGGCGCGGCGCGGCGCGGCGCCGCCCGCCUACAGGCGAGCGCGGGCCAGCGCCGCCGACCUAGUGCUGGCCGAGUUCAGUGCGCAUGUCUCCGCCAAGAAAAAAGACGGGAACACAGUCCACGGCAUGGGUAUGACCUUCCAGAGGGUAUACCUGGACAAGUGCUACGGGAACCAGGAGAUCUACAAAUGGUACCCGACCAGCGAAGGCAUCAUCCAACUAUCAGACAUGGUAGACGCCGCACCGGAACAAAUCUUCGACAGUUCCCUAACGUUCACCCGCAUACGGAGCCCCGUGCCCGACGGGGCGCUCACGCUCUGCCCCAUGGAAAUACGGUCCGUCUUCAUCAACAAGACUUUGAAACACGGCUGAACUGAAGUCUAGACAGAAAACGCGCGAAAAGUGAGGACGGUUGGUUAGGAGGAAUA